This is a messenger RNA of Lagopus leucura (white-tailed ptarmigan), 1473 nucleotides long. It is a transcript of the gene PRRG4, whose product is annotated as proline rich and Gla domain 4. The record is from RefSeq and is a predicted model, not a curated record. Lineage: Eukaryota; Metazoa; Chordata; Aves; Galliformes; Phasianidae. The transcript is spliced from 6 exons. Gene Ontology annotation, molecular function: calcium ion binding. The coding region runs from base 30 to 767 and encodes 245 amino acids. Gene Ontology annotation, cellular component: extracellular region.
GAAGCGCUCAGCGCUGAGGACGGUGGCGGAUGGUUCCGGGCAGCUGGCUCUCGGCUCGGAGCUGCGGCGGGCAGGUACGCACCAUGCUGGGGCUGCUGCUGCUGCUCUGCCAGCUCCAGCUGACCGCGUCGAGGUUUCUUCACCGCGUACAGAGGCUGAGCAGCCCGGAGCAGCCCGACGCCACGCAUGUGUUCACAUCAGCAAAGGAGGCCAAUUUAUUCAUUGGACGACAUCUUCUGAACAACAGAUUUGAUUUUGAAGCAUUCACGCCUGAUAACCUGGAAAGAGAAUGUAUGGAAGAGCUGUGCAGCUAUGAGGAGGCCAGAGAAGUUUUUGAAGACACUGAUAGAACGACACAGUUUUGGAACGACUAUUCAACUAAAGGUCCUAGAAUAAAAACAGGUGAUGAAACACUACAAAAAAUAAACGUUACAGGACUUCUAAUUGGUCCAAUUGCUGCUGGAGGAAUGUUAGCCAUAAUUGGACUACUUAUCUUCUACUGCUGCAAAGAUAGAUGUAAAUCAAGGCAACCACCAGGGCAUUUGGAUCAUGGAAGAAGCAGAAGACGUAGUUCGACUUCCAUCUUCAGAAGGCACGAAGAACUUUCUUUAAAUCCACUUCCUCCCAGACCUGAUGAUUCAGGACUACCAACUUAUGAGCAAGCAAUUACUGCAGGCGGGCAACAUGACGCACCUCCGCCCCCCUACCCAGGGCCCCCAAAAUGGGUACGGGCGUUUAGGAAGUCUAUGUCACUUCCUGCCCCUUAGCUACAAACCUCCUCCUAAAGGGAGGAGGGAUCACUGAGGUAUAACAAACUUUUAAAAAGUUCACUACCUUGCAUAUUGCAAGAUGGUUUACAGAAAUGUGAAAGAUUGUUAGCACAGCUAGGAGCAAAUCAAGAUCCCCUUGGGACAGUGAACUGUUGCAAAAGCUGCAGAACCAUUCUUUGCACAAGGGUGUUUCUCUAAGAAGAGAGAAUGUAUGAAGAGUAAGUCUUGUACUGCCCCUCUUCCACACGCACUUUGAGCCAUGCCAUCAUAUUAUUGAUGUUUUAUUAAUAGUUUUAUCUUGUUUCUUUAGAAGGAACAUUAUUUUAAUUGGUUUUAUUGACAGUAACCAUUUUUUGGUGACUUAAUACUUUCAGUCAUCAUCAUAAGUCUGCUGUGUUGUUUGACAUUGCUGCUGUAUGGAUUUUCUAUUCAUUCUAGUAAUAGAUUUGAGUAUGAAAAUCAUGCAAUGAGUUUAUCUUGCAAGUGUGAAUAUAUUUCUGCUUCUGGAUUACAGUGGUUCAUUUUAGACUAUGCUGGUAAGCAUUACUUAAUUUGAUGUAUUUUUGUGAUUAUUAUUUUGGAUUAAAAAGAGUAAUUAGUUGCAUGGCACAUUGCACACUCAACAAAAAUGUAUGUUAAUCAAAAGCUUUUUUAAGUUCUUUAUUACGAGAGUGGUGAGGGGCUGGAACAGCUGCCCAGAGAG